GAAAAAGACAUAUCGGGUAUUCUUCUCAAAGUCAAAAUGAUUUUGAAACGAUGUACGACUGUAGAGAUGCGAUGUCUGACGCGCAACUACAAGAACUAUUGGCCCAACGGGAUGGACGUUUCCCCACAUUGAGGAAGAGCUCGAGAAUGACGACGUGAAGGAGGAUGAUCCUGCAACGGCCGACGACGAACAAGACGGCUCUCAAACCCCAGACGAUGACACCCCCGACGAGGACGAGCCUGGUUCAUCCCAACCUGAUAAGAAAAAUGAAUCUCUCCUUAUGAAAAAUAAUUUCAAAAAGUGGAAGGAAACAAAUAGAAACAAGUGGUGGGCAACUUGCAAUCAUUGUAACAAAAACAUAAGCUUGGGGAUUUCGCAAGGAUACAACGGCGCUCAUAGGCAUGCCAAGGCCCAUCACUCUAUGGAGUAUACAAAACUAAAAGGCAAGGGAACGCGAACACAAAUCUCGAGAUGAAAUGAGGCAGACACUCUAUAGAUAUGGGUAACCUCCAACGCAACUGAAAGAAGGAAAUUGAGAAGAAUCAUCCUAGUUCGCGCAAAGGUAAAGGACAUAUCGAGUCUUCUUCUCAAAGUCGAAAUGAUUUUGAAGCGAUGUACGAUCGGAGAGACGCGAUGUCCGAUGCGCAACUACAAGAACUAUUGGCCCAACGGGAUGGACGCUUUUACCAACAACAAGACAUCCCCGACAUUGAGGAAGAGCUUGAGAAUGAGGACGCGAAGGAGGAUGAUUCUGCGAUGGCCGAGGACGAACAAGACACCUCUCAAAUCCCGGACGAUGACACCCCCGACGAGGACGAGCAUGGUUCAUCCCAACCCGAUAAGAAAAAUGAAUCUCUCCUUAUGAAAAAUAAUUUCAAAAAGUGGAAGGAAACAAAUAGUGACAAGUGGUAGACAACUUGCAAUCAUUGUAACAAAAACAUAAGCUUGAGGAUUUCGCAAGGAUACAACGGCGCUCAUAGGCAUGCCAAGGCCCAUCACCCCGUGGAGUAUGCGAAACUAAAAGGCAAAGGGACGCAAACACAAAUCUCGAGAUGAAACGAGGUAGACAUUCUGUAGAUAUGGGUAACCUCCAACGCAACCGAAAGAAUAAUCAUCCUAGUUCGCGCAAAUGUAAAGGACAUAUCGAGUCUUCUUCUCAAAGUCGAAAUGAUUUUGAAAAGAUGUACGAUCGGAGAGAUGCGAUGUCCGACGCGCAACUACAAGAAUUAUUGGCCCAACGGGAUGGACACUUUUACCAACAACAAGAAAUCUCCGACAUUGAAGAAGAGCUCGAGGAUGAGGAUGCGGAGAAGGAGGAUCCGGUGACGGCCGAGGACGAACAAGACGGCUCUCAAACCCCGGACGAUGACACCCCUGACAAGGACGAGCCUGGUUCAUCCCAACCCGGUAAGAAAAAUGAAUUUUUCCUUAUGAAAAAUAAUUUCAAAAAGUGGAAGAAGACAAAUAGCGACAAGUGGUUGGCAACUUGCAAUCAUUGUAACAAAAACAUAAGCUUGGAGAUUUCGCAAGGAUACGGCGGCGCUCAUAGGCAUGUCAAGGCCCAUCACCCUGUAGAGUAUGCGAAACUAAAAGGAAAGGGGACCCAAACACAAAUCUCGAGGUUUGCAAAUGGCCAACCCUAUAGUAACUUUUCUUAUAGUCAACAGGAAACGUUAGAUACAAAGAAAGCUCGUUAAUCGAGCUUUGUG
Molecule: messenger RNA, 1709 nt
Organism: Cuscuta europaea
Lineage: Eukaryota; Viridiplantae; Streptophyta; Magnoliopsida; Solanales; Convolvulaceae
Source: the annotation of a GenBank genome assembly